This is a messenger RNA of Archocentrus centrarchus (flier cichlid), 2651 nucleotides long. RefSeq names its product mitochondrial calcium uptake family, member 3a (gene micu3a). Bases 45 to 1511 code for a protein of 488 amino acids. Lineage: Eukaryota; Metazoa; Chordata; Actinopteri; Cichliformes; Cichlidae. The transcript has 15 exons. Gene Ontology annotation, biological process: mitochondrial calcium ion homeostasis; calcium import into the mitochondrion. Gene Ontology annotation, cellular component: uniplex complex. Gene Ontology annotation, molecular function: calcium ion binding. The record is from RefSeq and is a predicted model, not a curated record.
GUUAGAAUCACAGCAGCCAAGCAGAAGCAACUACCACGGCAGCAAUGGCUGCUUUCCGCAGAGUGGCAGCACUGGCCGGAAAGCUCAACCUCUGGUCGGCGGUACGAAACGAGCUGGUCGGUGGUCAGAUGGGCAAUGGAAGAAAUACUCGGAGAUGUCUGGCAGCCGGGAUGUGCGUUGCAAUGGGAGGCGCUGUACUUUACUUCUACAACGGUAUAAUAAGCGGCGGAGGCAGGAAGAGGAUGAGGAGGCACAGCAUCCACGGUUUGCUCCCGUCCAUCCCGACUGUUGAAGCCAAAGAGAAGGGACGUCCCUUUGACUUUGAGGAUGGAGAUGUGUACAUGUCUUCCCAUGAACAUCGUUUCCGCAUGUUCAGCUCUGUGGAGUAUGAAGGACAGCUAUACAUGACCCCACAAAACUUCAUCGAGUCAGUUACCAUGAGUGAACCAAGAAACAAGAGGCCCUGGAGGUCCCUGACCAAACAGGAGCUGGAGAAGAUCCUAUCAGACACUCCUCCCGUGUGGAGAGGAUCCUCCAAACUGUUCCGCAACCUGAGAGAACGAGGCAUCAUCUCAUACACAGAGUACCUGUUCCUGCUCUGCAUCCUGACAAAGCCUCAUGCUGGCUUUAAGAUUGCUUUCAAUAUGUUUGAUGCAGACGGCAACCAGAUGGUGGAUAAGAGAGAGUUCCUGGUGCUUCAGGAGAUCUUCAGGAAGAAAAAUGAAAAGAAAGGAAGGAAAGGAGAUGCUGAGAAGUCAGCACAGUUGAGUAUGCAGCUGUAUGGAUAUCAGGUUGCCCCCAUGAACAGCGUGCUAAAAAAAGACAGUCAGGAGUUUGUGGCGCGGAGUUACUGGGACGUUUUGAGGCGAAGUGCCAGUCAAGUCCUCUUUUCUGACCUGGCGGAGCGAGCGGAUGAUAGCAUCACAAUUGAUACCACCCUACUCGUCCAUUUCUUUGGGAAGAAAGGGAAGGCAGAGCUUACCUUUGAUGACUUCUACAGAUUUAUGGAUAACCUCCAAACAGAGGUGCUGGAAAUUGAGUUCCUGACCUACUCCAAAGGGAUGACCACCAUCAGCGAAGAAGACUUUGCUAAAAUCCUGCUGCGCUUCACCAACGUGGAGAACAUCAGCGCCUAUCUGGAGAAUGUCCGCCAGUGUAUACCUGAUGAAAAGGGAAUCACCUUUGAUGAGUUCAGAUCCUUCUUCCAGUUUCUCAACAACCUCGAAGACUUUGCCAUUGCCAUGCAGAUGUACAAUUUUGCUGCACGCUCCAUCGGACAAGACGAGUUUGCCAGAGCGGUGUACGUGGCCACAGGGCUCAAGCUGACACGUCACCUUGUAAACACCAUCUUUAAGAUCUUUGAUGUUGAUCACGAUGACCAGCUCUCCUACAAGGAGUUCAUUGGUAUCAUGAAGGAUCGGCUGCACAGGGGAGCCAGGGGCUAUAAAGCUGUGGAGCGCGCUACCUCCUUCAGGUCCUGUCUGAAAAAGGAGCUGGCAAGCAGCAGGUGAAGGGCCAACAUCACGCCUCCUUCUCCAGCUGUGUUCGCUCCAAGGCCAGAAGACAGGUGCACCAGCUGUGGAGAAGGUACAAGGAGCUGUAGAGGGUGGAAGAAAUCCGACGGCGCUCCGACAUUAAUUAAUCAGCUGCCCGAGGAGCCAGCAUUUGUGGAGUAGAUCUCCCGUCGACCUUCAGAGUGUACAUAUGUGAUAACUGCAAGCAUGAUCGCACAAAUCUGACUGAUUCUUGCUGUGAUGAUAAUAAGCAAUGUCAUUCCUUUUUUGGUUGCCCUGUUUCCAGUCAUCCAUCUUAACCUGAUUUACAUGUAGCUAGUUGCUGUUAGAUUCUAUGUCUUCUUCUUCUUCUUCUUUUAAAUAAGCAGGGAAAAGCUUAUUUAAAACCAAACCUGAACCUAAAAAAAUAACUAAAAUCGACAGUUCCACCACUCAAAUGGCUUUAUUUACUUUAAUGAUUACAUUUCUUUAAAAAAAAAUGUUUUAAAUAAAGAUUUAUUAGUUCAACUGUAGCACUACAAUCUGUAAGAGCACAAGACUCAUUCAGUUAUAGGGGAUCAAAGUAGCACCCACAUAAAAUUGAGAACAGUAAUAUAAAAACUGCACAUUACUGGAACUAUAAUUAAAUGAAUGUGUUGUGGGUAUGUAUCUUCCUCAAAUCAUUUAUAUAAUAUUGAGUUGUGAUUCCAUAUAACCCCUUGCUUUUUGUUGCACUAAACAGUAUAACCACACACUACUGUUACAGUUAGGAAUGCUUUAUUAUCCUAAUACUGUAGGACAUCUUUGUCCUGGAUAUGAAUGAAACAUGAAAAAAGAGAUUUUUUUCUUUCUAUAUUUUAACAGGCUGACUCUUUUGCCUAUUUUAUGUUUCCCAGUUGCAUGUGUGACAUAAAGUAGAUCUCCACAUAGGUGCCUUUGACCUAUCCCAAAGGAAAGGUGAUUUCCUUUUAACUGCAAAAGCGAAACGUGUAUUAAUAAUGUCUUGGCAUGACAUAUGGCUCCUAAUUUAAAUAUAGGAAACUGAAACACGAUGUUGAAUUGUCAUAAUGUUAUGUAAAUUAUUCUAAUAUUUACAACGAUCAUGUAUUCGUCACAAGUGUGUUUGUUCAUGCACGAAUAAACUAUUUUAAGAAAACA